This is a messenger RNA of Erinaceus europaeus (western European hedgehog), 1709 nucleotides long. RefSeq names its product TBC/LysM-associated domain containing 2 (gene TLDC2). The transcript is spliced from 7 exons. The coding region runs from base 314 to 1111 and encodes 265 amino acids. NCBI's taxonomy places the organism in Eukaryota, Metazoa, Chordata, Mammalia, Eulipotyphla, Erinaceidae. Gene Ontology annotation, biological process: response to oxidative stress. Gene Ontology annotation, cellular component: nucleus. The record is from RefSeq and is a predicted model, not a curated record.
UAGGCACCAGGUGGAUGUGGUGAGAGGUUCCAGGUUAGAGCCAAGGAGCUCAGUAUCCUCUUGGGCUGAAGAGGGCCAGAAAGGUGAUAAGGCCUUGUUUGUGUAUGUUUGUGGGAUCUGAGUUUCUCAUGAACAAUAAUCACUGCCAGGCCUCCCCAGCUGGAACCAGAACAGACACAGGGUCAGGGCAUGCUGCCUGCUGGGCAGGUAUAAGAGGCAGGUAGGAAAGUCUGGAGCCAAUUAAAGCAGAGAUGCCAUCCACCUACCAGCAGACCAGGCUGUAGAGCAGAAGCUGUUGCAGGCAGACCUCCAGAUGGUCAGGGCUGGCUCUGGAUGUGGCCUGUUGUCUAGAGGAUCAGGGAAAUCUGUUAAGGAAAAGAUCAGUCUGGACAGACUAGAGAAGAUCCUAUAUGCCAGAACACAGCAGGGGCUGAGGACCCACAGCAGGCCGCUGGGCUCAGAUAGGAAGAUGAAAAGCCACUGGCGUUACAUUAGGCUGUCCAGUCAGGUGGAGGACAUUCCGUCUGCAAAAGAAAGUGAUGAAGAGGAAGAGGAGAAGGCAGCCCCAGUUUCACCUAUGGCUUCUGAAGAUGCCAUGGAGCCUCAGCUGACAGAAGCCAGUCAGGUUCUGGGAGCCUCAGAAAUUAGGCAGCUCAGCCUUCACCUCCCUGCAAGAAUCACUGGACAUUCCUGGAGUUUGGCCUUCUGCACAUGGAGGGAUGGCUUCAGUUUGCAAAACCUGUACAGGCAAAUGGAGGGUCACAAUGGGCCAGCGCUGCUGGUGCUAAGGGACCAGGAUGGGCAGAUAUUUGGGGCCUUCUCCUCUUCAACUAUUCGACUCAGCAAAAGCUUCUAUGGUACUGGAGAGACAUUCCUCUUCUCCUUCUCCCCACAGCUCAAGGUCUUUAAGUGGACAGGAAGAAACUCUUUCUUCGUGAAAGGAGACUUGGAUUCACUGAUGAUAGGCAGUGGCAGUGGCCAGUUUGGACUGUGGUUGGAUGGAGAUUUGUAUCACGGGGGAAGCCAUCCCUGUGCGACCUUUAACAAUGAGGUACUGGCGCGGCAGGAACAUUUCUGCAUCAAGGAGCUGGAGGCCUGGGUUCUGAGCUGAUGCCGCAUGGCGGACAGCUUCCUGAGGCCAAAGGUGGUCAGAUCUUCUCAUGGAUGUAUUAAAAGCAACACACCCAGCCUAAAAACGGAUGGCCAAAUGUCCUAGUGUUGCCUGUGGCUUUGAGCUAACCUCUUAAUAGUCUGGAGACAAAAGACAGGCCUGGGUCAGGCACUGCUCUCUAGAAGAGAUAACUAUGAAGGAAGGAAAAGGAACUUACGUCUCACCCUGAGCAGUGCAAAGUCCCUCAUGGCAACUGUAUUUUAAGAAAUUAUACAGAUACUUGAUCUCACUCAUAUGUGGACUAUAAGAAAACAAAGGAACAGACCAAUCAAUCCAAAGUUAACCCAUGGAUCUGAACCACAGGAGGCUGCUGGAGGCAGAAGGUGGAGGGUAUCCAAUGAUGGUGGGAGAGGGAACUUUGGUGGUGGGCAUGGUGUGAGAACUUUUGAAGAGGUGUGACAAAGCACUUCUGAAAUAUGUAUAAUAAUGUAAAACAAUGUUAUCUAAAAGAUUGUAAAAAAGAAAAAAAUGAUACAAUGAAUACAUGUUUAUUAUUGAAAAGACAAACAAAAUUAAAUUUCUGCCCUUGAAACGCUAA